ACAGAUUGGAACUUGUCAAUACCCGAGAAACUUUAAGAGUUACAGAAGCAUGGAAUAUGAAUAAUGAAUCAAAUUCGGAAGAAGAUUCAGACGAAAAUUCUCAAGAUAGUAAUACUUCUGAUUUAAAUAUGACUACAAUACCAGAAUUA
This is a messenger RNA of Diversispora eburnea, 149 nucleotides long. The record is from the annotation of a GenBank genome assembly. NCBI's taxonomy places the organism in Eukaryota, Fungi, Glomeromycota, Glomeromycetes, Diversisporales, Diversisporaceae.